UCACCGAAACUUUUCAACCUGUACGUAAACGAGCUGAUCGUGAGACUCAGUGGCAGACCAGUCGGCUGCUGGAUAGAUGGAUUACCCGUCAAUAAUUUUAGUUACGCAGACGAUAUGGUGCUGCUGGGUCCCUCGGCCGGUUCUGUCAGGCAGCUUCUUGACAUUUGUGUUAAGUACUGCGGCGAUCACGGCCUGGUUUAUAACGCCAAAAAAAGUGAAUACAUGAUCUUUGAGGCCCGAGGAAAUAAUGUCACCUACGAACCUGUUAUAAAAUUGAAAGACGUACCUCUUAAAAGAGUGAAACUAUUUAAAUACCUAGGGCAUUAUAUUUCCGAAGACCUCAAAGAUCAUGCCGACAUUGAGCGUGAGCGACGAGCGCUAGCUGCUAAAUGUAACAUGCUGGCCCACAGAUUUAAAGUACUGGACACGCUCCGUGUCCAAUACAAUAAUGGAUUCAGGGUGUUGUUGGGAUUGCCGCGAUAUUGCAGUGCAUCGGGCAUGUUCGCAGACAUGCAGACAGACGAUUUCUGGGGCAUGUUGAGAAAAAAGACCGCAUCCCUUCUGCUCAGAAUGCGUGGCAGUUCCAACAGCAUUCUGAAAAUGUUUGCGCACAAAACAGCGGAACCCAUGCUUGAGCAUUUUGUUGACGUGCUGGUAUGGCAAGUCACACCUACGCCUAGAUAA
This is a messenger RNA of Hyposmocoma kahamanoa, 684 nucleotides long. RefSeq lists its product as uncharacterized. NCBI's taxonomy places the organism in Eukaryota, Metazoa, Arthropoda, Insecta, Lepidoptera, Cosmopterigidae. The record is from RefSeq and is a predicted model, not a curated record. The annotation marks the transcript as partial. The transcript has 2 exons.